AUGAGCUUACAACAAGGGAAUUAUCAAAACUCGGGAUCAUUUCAAAACUACUCUCCAGACCAAUAUAGUCGACCACAAGGCAGCGUCAUAAAUCAACAAAAUGAGUAUAGUCAGUCUUAUACUCCACGCACCCAUUACCCUCCAUAUGUUUCCGAUAUAGACAGAAAUUACACUGGAAAUAAUUUGGCUCAGAAUAAUCCUAGUCAAGAUAUUUAUAGUAGAUACAGUGGAAAUCAAUCAGCUGUAAUAUAUUCCAGCAGUACAACAUCUAAUCCUAGGAAUGCAUAUCCAACAGUAUCACAGAGCCACUCUAAUUCUGGUCAGCAACCAAAUGCAUCACAUCUAAUGACAUCUCAAAAUCAGCCCAGUACAGGAUUAACUUAUUCCUGUUCUCAAGAGUAUUAUAGACAAGAGCAGGCUUCUUAUGGAUCUUCUCUUGGAAAUUCAUCUUUUACUAGCUCUACAACAAAUAAAACUAUGCCUCCUCCUUCAGGGACUCAACAACCUAGACGACAUCCAGAUUUCGUGAAAGAGCAGUCAUUCUCCACCUACAGUCAACGAUCAACUUUUUCAGGUUGGCCGGCAAAUACAAGUCAGUAUGGUAACACUAACGUAGUGCGAAUGACGUAUUCCAAUCAACAAUUACAACCUUCUCAACAUCAACAAACGCAACCAACUCAAAUAUCAGUUUCUGCAUCGAUUUCAUCGACGACAAGUUCAAAUAAUAAUCAUCAAUGGAAUAAUCAACAAAAUCCUAGGACUAAUUCGCAAACAUCUGUAAAUACACUGUUGCAUACGUCCUCUCCUUGGGACCAGAGAUACAACCAAACGUCGUCUAUUUAUGCCUCGUCUGGGUCAAGUCAGAAUCAACUUGGAAUCAGCUCGGCACUGAAUCAACAAUCUAUCAUAAAAAGAGAAAUGACGUUUCCUCCUGAUAGUAUUGAAGGGAUAACGCCUUUAUCGUACAAACGAAGAAAAUUAGCUCGUACUGACAUUGCACCUGUAGAAGCUUGGAGAAUCAUGAUGGCUCUCAGGUCGGGAUUAUUGGCAGAAAGUUGCUGGGCAUUAGAUAUAUUAAACAUAUUAUUAUUCGAUGAUUCUUCUAUACAAUACUUUGGAUUAGCUCAUUUGCCUGGAUUACUGGAUAUUUUAUUAGAACAUUUUUCACGCUCUCUGUCCGACAUGUUUGAUUCUUCUUUAGUCAAUGAAGAUUGCUCUUAUCGUCAACUUAGCAUAAAAAACUCUAAUAUUGAUCUUGGAGCUAUUAUCACUCCUAUCGAUCCUGACGAUCGAAUAAAACUUUUGUCCUCUUCUAAUUAUACGUUCAUAUCUCGACGAGGAAAAUCAGUUAAAUAUAUACCAAGAGAUGAUGACAUAUUUGUUCUAGAUAAUCGUCGAUCUUGGGAUCAACAACAGAAAGAAACUGAAGUAGAACCAUGGCACAUCGACUGUGAUGCCAUAAAUUAUAUUGUUACGUGUUUUGAAUCUGAAAUAAGCACUGGUCCUUUUACAAGCCAUUUUGGAACCGAACAACUUUUAGUUUUACAAAAAGAUUUAAACUACAAUUACUCUAAAGGUAACAUUCAGAGUCAUCAAUCUGAAAAAUUUCAUGAUAGUAUAGAAGAAAAACGUAUAGAAAUUUCACUUGCAAAGCAAAAGGAAAGUUUAACUGAUACCAAACAAUAUUAUCAAGACAAAAGAAAAAAAUUGAAAACUCUUAGCGAUGUGCUUUCUAGAAUUAAAAAAGAACCCAUUGAAAUGAAUGACCUCACGCGGGAAAUCUUUGAAAAAAAACAUGAUAAUUUAAGAAAAGACUUUGGAAGUGGUGUAAAACACUCCAAUGAUUUCGCAGAUCAAUUGAACUCAGAAGCUUUAAAAUCUAGGAAAAACACUUAUGAUCAAAACCAUAUGCAAACUACUUCUAUUUUCAAAAAAGAUUUAGAAGAAGAAGUUGUAGAAAAAGAAGAAAGAGAAGAAGAAAUAGAAGAAGUUUAUGAAUAUGGAGAAGACGAAAACACGCAGAUUGGUAAUGAGUUUGAAAAAAUUGAAAAAUUAGAAAGCAAAAAUAAACAAUCCAAACAUGAAACGUACGAAACAUCCACGUUAAUCAAAGAUCAAUUAAAGUUAAGAGUUCGAGAUCCUGCUGGAACUCUUAAACGAAAAAAAAUUACUGAUUACGAAGAUGAAAGUUACUCUAGGGAUGAAGCAAGCUUACACCUAAUUACCGAAACGCAAGAUAAUUUAGCACGGCGCUGUGUAUGUCUCUCAACUAUUUUAAGAAAUUUAACAUUUAUUCCUGGUAAUGAAUUAGAAUUCACACGGAAUAUAACAUUUUUAAGUUUAUUAGGAAAGCUUCUCUUACUUCAUCAUGAACAUCCUACACGUACACAAAGAACUCGAAAUUACGAUAGAGAAGAAGAUGCAGAUUUUGCUGAAUCAUGCAGCAGUUUGCAAGGAGAAAAUGAAUGGUGGUGGGACUUUUUAUACCAUAUACGUGAAAAUAUCUUAGUCAUGGCAGCCAAUAUAGCUGGAUACAUGGAUUUAAGUCAAUAUCCAGAAGAAAUAUCUAGACCCAUCUUGGAUGGGCUUCUGCAUUGGUCCGUAUGCCCUGCAGCUCAUGGUCAAGAUCCUUUUCCAACUGUAAACUUGAAUUCUUCUCUCUCACCACAAAGACUAGCUCUUGAAGCUCUCUGUAAAUUGUGUGUGACUGAAAGUAACGUAGAUCUAGUGGUAGCGACACCUCCAUAUUCCAGGAUUCAGAAGUUAUGUUCUGUACUUUCACGGCUACUUUGUAGAAGUGAAGAACAAGUUUUAAGAGAGUUUGGCGUAAAUUUACUUCACUUUCUUUCUGCAGCAGAUAGUGGAAUAGCUCGCACUAUAGCAUUGCAAACUCCUUGUGUAGCAUUACUAGUGGCUUUUAUUGAACAAGCAGAAAAUAGUGCUUUAACCGUAGCAAAUCAACAUGGUAUAGCAGCUCUUCGAGAUAACCCAGAAUUAAUGGGAACAAGUUUGGAUAUGCUUAGACGAGCUGCCGGUACAUUAUUAAAUCUUUCAAGACAUCCAGACAAUAGAACUUUAUUAUUACAUCAUGAAUCUCGUCUUCUAGCACUUGUUAUGAGUCAAAUAUUAGAUCAACAAGUCGCAGCAAUAGUUGCUCGAGUCCUUUUCCAAUGUUCUCGUGGAGCUUCGUAAAACUUUCUUUAUAGUUAAAAACUUGCUAUAAAAGUUUCAAUGCAGAUUUGGAUACAAUUUUUUGUAUCAUUACAGUUGGAUAGUAAUUUGUGCGAUAUAAUUUAGCUGUCAAUUCAGUAAUAAAAGUGAAAAUGCAAUCAAUGUUACAUUACAAGUAUGUACAAAAUACAUGUGAAUGAUAAUGACGUUGUUCCACUUAUUUUAAAAUUUUACGCGGAGAAAAGUUACAACAAUUUUUGAUUCAGUUACUAAACCUACUUCGAUUAUACAUAUCGAUGCUUUAACGUAGGAUGAGAAUUAACAUGAAGGGAUAAAAUUAAAUUCCAAUGAAAUGCAAAACAAUGAAAGUGAAGCGUUUGUUGUUUGAAUUAUCCACGAUUUAGCCAUUUACUAACAAAAAAUUAUAGUCGAUAAUAUGAAAAGAGACUUGAAAUACAUUACAGCACAUAGUAUAAUUGAUACAAUUUUAGUUAUUAAUAUUAAGUAGAAUGAAACAAUGUGCUGUCUAUUCAUUGGGUAUAAUUUUUUAUAUGAUGAAAAUGAUGUACUUUAUAACUUCUGAUAAAAUGAUUAUGUAAAAUAACCAUAAUUUUCAGGAAAUAUUUGUCUGUUUAUGUAACCAACAUGUGUAUUAGUAUCUUUCUUACUGUAUGAAUACUAUAAAAUUGAAAUAUAAAGCUCUAC
This is a messenger RNA of Copidosoma floridanum, 3876 nucleotides long. It is a transcript of the gene osa, whose product is annotated as trithorax group protein osa. Gene Ontology annotation, molecular function: DNA binding; nucleosome binding. Lineage: Eukaryota; Metazoa; Arthropoda; Insecta; Hymenoptera; Encyrtidae. Gene Ontology annotation, cellular component: brahma complex; nBAF complex; SWI/SNF complex. Gene Ontology annotation, biological process: positive regulation of DNA-templated transcription; regulation of transcription by RNA polymerase II; chromatin remodeling. The record is from RefSeq and is a predicted model, not a curated record.